AAAAUUUGACAACUGUUGAUUGAAAAGGAACUAGAAAAAAAUGUCAACUUGAAAUGAUCAAUUUGAACUUCGAUUGUAAUUAGUUUAACUACAAGUCUCAAGUAAUUAACUUAUAAUUCUGUGAAUCAUUACUGUAGCAAUUAUGGAUAAUCAAGAUUUACCUGGAUUUGAAUGUUUGUUCAAAUCAGAAGUUGAACUAUAUCAAGAUAAUUACGACAAUUACCAAAUGAUCAAUUCGCUGAUUGUUGAGCCUGAUGAUCAGCUACAUCGACAAGUCGCCAAUGUCCGUGAGCGAAAUCGAACUCAGAGCUUAAAUCAAGCUCUUAAUUGUUUGAGGAAUUUGAUCCCAACCGAACCGGCGAAUCGUAAACUGUCCAAAAUCGAAACACUUCGAUUGGCCGUUUCGUACAUCAAACACCUUGAUAAUCUUCGGAUCGCCAGGCUUUCAGGAUAUUAUUUAAACGAUCCAUGUUUAAGAGGAAAUAAGUUAAUUGCUCAUAACAAUAAUAUCCCUGGGAAUCAAUUCAAAUCAAGUUUGGUUUGUACCUUUUGUUUAACUAAUCGUAAACAAUUAAAGUUAAAUAAGGAUUAAUUUGA
This is a messenger RNA of Panonychus citri (citrus red mite), 597 nucleotides long. RefSeq names its product transcription factor 15-like. The transcript has 2 exons. The coding region runs from base 143 to 592 and encodes 149 amino acids. Gene Ontology annotation, biological process: regulation of transcription by RNA polymerase II; developmental process. The record is from RefSeq and is a predicted model, not a curated record. Lineage: Eukaryota; Metazoa; Arthropoda; Arachnida; Trombidiformes; Tetranychidae. Gene Ontology annotation, molecular function: RNA polymerase II transcription regulatory region sequence-specific DNA binding; DNA-binding transcription factor activity, RNA polymerase II-specific; protein dimerization activity.